GAUUUCCUCCAGCAAAACAAGGAAACGUGGCAAGCCGACCAGAAAAAUAAAGAGAAGUUCACCAUGUCCAUUUCUGAAACUCCCCUCUCUCCCUGCUUCAAUAGGCUUCUGUGGGAAUAGUUCAGCAUGCUGGGUCCAGAGGAAUCCCCCUCGGAAACAAGAGAAAAGGGCUUAAUUUUGACAGAAUGCGCUGGAACCGUUUGCUUUCAUUACAGUCCUGCCUAGUUCAGCAGAACACCAAGCUGUGCAGGUUAACACAUUUUCUGUUUUGCUGCUCAGAGAAGCCAAGUCCGGCCACACGGACGAUGAACUCCAAAAAAAGGGCAGUUCUGUUCUGCAUCGUCUUUCUUGGUCUCUUCUCAGUGGUAGCAGUUGUUUACUUGGACUUGGACUGCAGGGAUGGAACAGAGGUGUGGAUAUACAAAAGGAAACUACAGAUCGCCGAGUUGAAAAAUGAAAUAGAUCGCUGGCUGACCAUACGCAUGUCAGGGUCAACAGCAAGUAAAUCUCCACACACGACUCCAGGGGAACGUUAUGCUUUAUUAGAUUACAGGAAUGAAUAUGGUAAUCAAGAACCAAAGAACGUAUCAUUGCCUCAGUGGUUUAAUCCAAGGGCUCGCAUGGAUGUGGACACACUGACACCUUGGUCAGCCCCCAUUAUCUGGGAUGGAACCGUCGAGAGAUCAAUUUUAGAGGACCAUUACAAGAGGAAGAAUGUCACAGUUGGCUUGACAGUUUUUGCCAUUGGGAAGUACCUAGACAAAUAUUUGAAGAACUUCUUAACCUCAGCAAACAUCUACUUCAUGCCUGGCCACAAUGUUAUCUUCUAUAUCAUGGUGGACAACAUCUCAGGAGUGCCAUCGAUUGAGCUGGAUCCCCUUCGGAGACUGAAGGUCAUCCCGGUAGAAAAGGAGAGCCGGUGGCAAGACAUCAGCAUGAUGCGCAUGAAAACCAUUGGAGACCUCAUUGAGAGCCGGAUCCGCCAUGAAGUGGAUUUUCUUUUUUGCAUGGAUGUUGACCAAGUCUUUGAGAGCUACUACGGGGUAGAGACGCUGGAUGAGUCAGUGGCCCAACUCCAAGCUUGGUUUUAUAAAGCAAGCAGGAGAGUUUUUACCUAUGAGAGGAACCCUGAGUCAGCUGCAUACAUCCCUUAUGAGGAGGGGGACUUCUAUUAUCACGCAGCGGUGUUUGGUGGCACCCCUCAACGCAUUUACAACCUCACCAGGGAAUGCUAUGAAGGCAUCAGAAAAGACAAAGAACAUAACUUGGAAGCCAUUUGGCAUGACGAAAGCCACUUAAACAAGUACUACCUCCGGAACAGGCCCAGUAAGGUGUUAUCUCCAGAAUACUGCUGGGAUUAUAACAUUGGCUUGUCCUAUGAAGUCAAGAAUAUAAAGUUAUCCUGGCUGCCCAAAGCAUAUGAAGAAGUCAGAAAUAAGUAACGUGUCAACAUUCCUAAAAGCAAAAGGUUUUUGGCUGGUCACUCUGAGUGCAGAGUAUGUUCCUCUGGCAGUCUGAAGAAAAGAGCAAAGGAACAUCUGCCAAAGUAUUUUAAUUCAGUAAACUGGGAAGUUCCCCAUCUUCCUCCCAAAAAUUAUAGGGUUUUUUCCUUAAAAGCUGGCAGGCAAGUUAUGAGUCAAAUAACUUAUUGAGAGAAUCUACUGGCGCUUCAGAUUUGGUCUCAAGUUUUGUGAGAUAUUUUUUGUAGCUUUGGGAAUAUUAGGGCCUGCUCACCGUUGUGCGGUGAUAUCAAAAUGAUCAGUGUUGGGACAUGUCGGUAAAAUUUUCUGCUCAUGACAAAGACAGCAGAAGAGACAGAUGGCAAAACUGAAAGCAAGGGGUGAGGUAUGGGAAGUUCAAAUAAGGCCAAGGAGGUCUUAAGGGAGCCAGAGUGAACAUUGUGAUUUUUUUUCUGGGACAUCAAAGUCAAGCCGACUUCUGGCGA
Messenger RNA from Gekko japonicus, 1945 nucleotides. Its product is annotated as N-acetyllactosaminide alpha-1,3-galactosyltransferase-like. Gene Ontology annotation, biological process: carbohydrate metabolic process. Gene Ontology annotation, cellular component: membrane; vesicle; Golgi apparatus. Bases 186 to 1442 code for a protein of 418 amino acids. Lineage: Eukaryota; Metazoa; Chordata; Lepidosauria; Squamata; Gekkonidae. Gene Ontology annotation, molecular function: hexosyltransferase activity. The transcript is spliced from 7 exons. The record is from RefSeq and is a predicted model, not a curated record.